GUGCUCUGCUCUCCAAAGUUCAAUCUUUCUCCAUUUUCUAGGGAUUUCUUCCUCUUGUCGGUCUCUCUCAGGCAAUUUGAUCGGAAUUCGACUGAUCAGUGAGUCGGACGCAGUGACCGGCGAUCGGAAUGGGAGACCUGUUCGAAGGGCUGCCGCCUCCCUCCGCCAAUCCUCAGCCGCAGGAAAACGACAUCUUCGCGGCCGAUCCUUCGAACAGCGGAAAGCGAGAACUGUCUCCAGUUCCUUCAAAGCCAUCUCCAGCUCUGGCUCCGGCUCCGGCUCCGUCUCCAGCUCCGGCUCCGGCGCUCAAGAGUGCACUCAAGCGGCCCAAGCUGAACGAGUCGAAUGCUCAAGCUGCUGUUCCAGAGAGAAGGAUAAGGUUCAAGACCACGACUGAUGCCUCGGAACAGCAAGUUAUAGAGGCCAUGAAGAAGAUAUCAUCGCAUAUUGGAAGUCCCGGAAAGUUCAGCAAGGCGGCUAAAUUGGCAAUACAACUGAUACAGGCAGGGAGUGUGAAGCCGAGUAAUAGUGAUUAUUUCUUUUCGAUAUUAGAAUCUGCAAUGUCAUCUCCUACUGCUUGUACAGAUCAAUCGGUUCGGGCUGAUUACCAUGCCUUGUUCUUGGCGGCACAAGAUGCUGCUGAUUGUUUAAACAAGAGGCAGAAAAACCAAUUGACUGCAUGGACAAUGCGUGCAGUGGUGGCUAACGAUCUGUUCACCGACGAUAGCUUUCUGUUUUCCAAAACUGCCACACAAAUAAAAGAGGUAAUAUCAAAUCUUCCGGUGGCAACAGAGUCUGACGACUUGGAGGAAGCGACGGCGCUUAAGGAUGAGAAAGAAUCAGAUGGUGCAGAUCUGCAGGAGAAUCAGGAAUUGCCCUCAGUUGCAGACUCUCAGGUCAGUAAGACGGAAGAAUCUGACCCAUUUGGGCUCGAUGAUCUCAUUCCGAGUGCAGCAAAGAAAGACGACAAACCAAAGGGAAAAAAAGAUGUAACCAAGAUCAGAGAGGAGGAAGAGGAAGAGAAUAGGAGAUUCCUCAAGUUACAGAGAGAAGCACUAGUGACUUGUUUGGAGAUUGCUGCUCGCCGCUAUAAAACACCAUGGUGUCAGACUGUGAUAGACAUCCUAGUGAAGCAUGCCUUUGACAACAUUUCGAGGUUUACAUCGAAACAGAGGGAAGCGAUUGAGAAGCUAUGGGCUUCCAUACGAGAGCAACAAGCUCGAAGAAAGCAAGGGAAGUCUGUGAAUGGGAAGCUUGACGUGAAUGCUUUUGAGUGGCUUCAGCAGAAGUAUGCGACUGAGAAGAUCAGCAUUCGUCAUGCCGUUGGAGGCAGUGGGGACCGACACUGUGAACAGUGGCUGGGCUAAUGGACACACGAUAUCUCUCCCCCCCCCCCCCCCCCCCCCGUCUCUGUAUCGAUGAUUGUUGAAACUUCUAACAGUGUGGCUCACUGAAAACAGCCUUUAUGAUUCGUUUCCUAUGGAAUGCAAUGGAAUGGUAGUACCUA
Punica granatum (pomegranate) is the source of this 1507-nucleotide messenger RNA. NCBI's taxonomy places the organism in Eukaryota, Viridiplantae, Streptophyta, Magnoliopsida, Myrtales, Lythraceae. The record is from RefSeq and is a predicted model, not a curated record.